AUGCAGUGCCUAGGUAUCCCUAUUGACCACCGGUUACGACGGCUUAUUCGCGAAGCACAAUCCAUGGAAACGAAUGGAGCGGAUUCUAAACACAUUCGACUGCUCUAUGAGUUUGGGACGUCUCUCAAAGUUGAUGAACGUGAAUAUCCGAAAUCUGACCUGAGCUUCGGUCUAGAAAUGGCGCGACCGGAAUCGAAGGGUGGCUUGCUGAUUGUAUUGUUAAGACCCCAUUCAACGCAGAACAAUUCGGAUGGCUUUUUGGCAGGUCGGCGUGGUUGCAAAACUCUCGAGGCCGUAUCCGACUUGAUAACUGCUGUGAAUAACGGCAAGUUAGGCUUUGAUGAUAUCAGCAUAUUUGAUGCUAUACCCCUUCUCCAUGAGGCCGCAAUAGGCACAGACAUUUCAGAAAUAAUUGAUGAUGCACACAAUGUCUUUGCCAAUAUGGUUAGAGCUAAAAAUCCUGAUAUUGUCCUAUGCUGUUUCAAAACAGAAACGCGGAACACUCUUGUCCAACAACUUCGUGGUCGCGGAGUGGGCGUGAGCUUCAACGAUGACAAGUCGGUGCCUAUUGACGCCGGGGAUGUUUCGUCCGAAGAAGCCUACGGCAGACUUAAGGGUUCUGACAUUACUUGGUUAUGCUGUGAUAUCGCCUGGAUCUUAGAGGAACUGGGUCCAGAAGACUCUGUGAAAUUGGACAUGCCGCAGCAAUUAUUGCGCAAUUUCGAUCCUGGUGCCAUAAAGCCUGGCCAAAAGUCAAACUUCAACACAACUUGA
Messenger RNA from Penicillium lagena, 774 nucleotides. RefSeq lists its product as uncharacterized. NCBI's taxonomy places the organism in Eukaryota, Fungi, Ascomycota, Eurotiomycetes, Eurotiales, Aspergillaceae. The record is from RefSeq and is a predicted model, not a curated record. The transcript is spliced from 2 exons. Bases 1 to 774 code for a protein of 257 amino acids.